UGCCCAGUCUGCUGGGAGGACAUUCAGGCGCCUGUGGUCACGGGCUGCGGCCACCGCUUCUGCGAGGAAUGCAUUAAGGCUGCGCUCAACGUCAAGAAGGAGUGCCCGACAUGCAGGGCGCGCAUUCCUUCGCACCGGUCUUUGCGUGCGGAU
Emiliania huxleyi CCMP1516 is the source of this 153-nucleotide messenger RNA. RefSeq lists its product as hypothetical. The record is from RefSeq and is a predicted model, not a curated record. Gene Ontology annotation, cellular component: ubiquitin ligase complex; PcG protein complex. NCBI's taxonomy places the organism in Eukaryota, Haptophyta, Isochrysidales, Noelaerhabdaceae. The transcript has a single exon. The annotation marks the transcript as partial. Gene Ontology annotation, molecular function: ubiquitin protein ligase activity; chromatin binding.